This is a messenger RNA of Medicago truncatula (barrel medic), 1607 nucleotides long. RefSeq names its product anthocyanidin 3-O-glucosyltransferase 2. The record is from RefSeq and is a predicted model, not a curated record. Bases 154 to 1584 code for a protein of 476 amino acids. The transcript has a single exon. Gene Ontology annotation, molecular function: UDP-glucosyltransferase activity. Lineage: Eukaryota; Viridiplantae; Streptophyta; Magnoliopsida; Fabales; Fabaceae.
CUAAUUAUGUACACUAAUUCAUCCUAAUCCUAUAUAAUAAAACAUGUAUAUCAAAUGUCAAACACAGUCACAUAGUCACUCACACACACUUCUAACACAAAGAAAAAGAGAGUCACUCAUACUAAGUGUAUAACCAUUUUCCUGUGCUCCAAGAUGAAGAAAGCAGAAGUGGUGUUUGUCCCUUUUCCGGCUGAGGGUCAUAUAGUUUCUGCUCUCGAGUUUGCGAAGCUUCUAAUCAACCGUGAUAACCGUCUCCGAAUAACUGUUUUAGUUAUCAAAUUCCCACACAUCACAGAAACCGAUGUCUACACUAAAUCCCUUCCUAUCUCCGAUUCACUCCACAUCAUCAACCUUCCAGAAUGUUCUCUUGCCCCAAACACAGAUCAAGGUCCCUCUAUGACUGCGCUCCUCGAAGCUCAGAAACCAAACGUCAAACAAGUAGUAUCUAACCUCAUUACCAGAUCAGAAAAUGGAGUCCUUGCCGCUUUUGUUGUUGACAUGUUCUGCACAAACAUGAUUGAUGUUGCCAAAGAGUUCUCUGUCCCUACGCUUGUCUUCUUCACUUCCGGUGUUGCGUUCCUUGGAUUGAGUUUUCAUCUUUACACUCUUCGUCAACGAGACAAUGUCUAUUCAACUAAGUUGUUACAACUCACUGACUUGGCUGUCCCGAGUUUCGCUAACUUGGUUCCAACAAAAGCAUUGCCCAGUGCUGUGCUAAGCAAAGAAUGGGAGUCGUUUAUGAUGGGCUAUUGGAAAGGCCUCAAGAACGCUGAUGGCUUUAUAGUAAAUUCAUUUGAAGAGCUAGAAUCCCACGCAGUUCACUCGAUUUCAUCUGAUCCUGGUCCAGCUGGUUUACCUAUAUAUCCGGUAGGGCCCAUACUGAACCUGGAGCCCAAAACCAAGGGCACCGUUGAUUCCGAUGACAUCAUCAAGUGGCUUGAUGAUCAACCUGCAUCCUCAGUAGUUUUCCUCUGCUUCGGAAGUAUGGGUUCUUUCGACGAGGAUCAGGUUACGCAGAUUGCAUGCGCUAUUGAGAAUAGUGGGGCCCGGUUCAUAUGGUCUCUUCGUAAACCUCCACCGGAGGGCACCAUGGCCUCGCCCUCUGAUUACCCUCUUUUUGAUUUGGGUUCAAGUUUACCCGAAGGAUUUUUAGAGCGGACAGCAGAGAUUGGAAGGGUUGUUGGAUGGGCCCCACAAGUCCAAAUACUAGCCCACCCAGCCAUUGGAGGAUUUGCUUCGCAUUGUGGUUGGAAUUCAGUACUCGAGAGCAUUUAUUUUGGUGUGCCUAUAGCCGCAUGGCCACUUUAUGCAGAACAACAGACUAAUGCUUUUGAAUUGGUGUGUGAGUUGAAAAUAGGAGUUGAAAUUUCGUUGGAUUAUAGGGCGGAGUUUAAUGGUGCGCCUAACUAUCUUGUAACUGCCGAUAAGAUUGAGAGAGGAAUAAGGAGUGUGUUGGAUAAGGAUGGAGAUGUAAGGAAGAAAGUGAAAGAGAUGAGUGAAAAAAGUAAGAAGACUUUGUUAGAAGGUGGAUCUUCUUACGCAUAUUUAGGUCGAUUGGUUGAUUAUAUUAUGAAUCAGGUAUGAAGUAAAAGGAUGUUGUUAUGUGA